AUGGGAAGAAAAAAGAUUCAAAUAUCGCGCAUCACUGACGAACGUAACCGACAGGUUACCUUCACCAAGCGCAAGUUUGGCCUAAUGAAGAAGGCUUACGAGCUCUCGGUCCUUUGCGACUGCGAGAUUGCGCUGAUCAUCUUCAACAGUACCAACAAGCUGUUUCAGUAUGCCAGCACCGACAUGGAUAAGGUGCUGCUCAAGUACACCGAGUACAAUGAACCACAUGAAAGUCGUACCAACAGUGACAUUGUCGAGGCUUUGAACAAGAAAGAGCACAAAGGCUCCUCAAAUGGCUGCGACUCACCGGAGCCCGAUGACUCGCAGUACACGCUGACGCCGUCUCGAAACGAGAGCAAGUACAACAAACAACUAAAUGAUGAAUUUGAGCUGAUGAUGCAGCGCAACGCUGCCACCCAUAUCAACGGCAAUAGAAUUCCGGUGACGUUAUCUCAACUGCAGAACAGUGUCUCCAAUGCAUCGUCGCCGUACGCGCCACAAGAUUCUAGUCUGCUGCAAACCACGCAACUCUCACCUCACUCCUCCUGUGUCAGUCCGAGGCCAAGCUCUUCAGGGGCAAUGAUUGACAUGUCGAGCACGGCAACCAACGGCUACCGCUCCUGCUCUCCCUCCACCCUGUCCGGCAGCAGUUCCCCAUCGAACUUGAUCAUCUCAACGGGAGGUAGCAGUGGUGGCAGUGGGGGAGGCGGUGGCUCCAACAAUAACAACAACAACAACAAGCAGCCCAACGCCUCCAAGUCGUCCACUGCGAACGGCGGCGGUGGCAACCGAGGAAUGCGAGUUGUAAUGCCAAAUUCACAUGCUAAUUUGAAUCAUCGAUCAAUCAACGGCACUGCGCAGAACCUGACAUCGCUCAGCUCCAUACAGGGCAUGGCUGCGUAUCCCUCCUCCUUAGGCUCCUUCGGUACAAACGACUUUCAAAAUCUAAACUCGGAACUGGCACUAGCAGGCUUCAACUCAUCAGGUCUCCUGCCGAACUGGUCGACGCAUUCAGCGCUGAGCGGAGGACUGGGGCAUGGAGGAUCAGGCCUGCCACAUCUGUCAGUGAGCAGCAGCACACCGCCGCCCUCGUCCACCUCGCCGCUCUCAAUGAAGAUCAAGAGUGAGCCCAUUUCGCCGCAGCGGGAGGGCGGCGGCGCCAACGGCACCGGUCCCGCUCAGCCGACCCACGCCUCACUGGCCACCCUACAGCGGCCACCUUCAAAUCACAAUCCGGGCCACCUGUCGCCCGGCCACCCGCUGACGCCCUCCACUUCCAGCUCACCCGAUCCGUCGGGCAGCUCCGACUAUGAGGGCCCCAUACAGAAGCGAAUCAGAGUGGCAGCAGACGGUUGGCCGGCCUAG
Rhagoletis zephyria (snowberry fruit fly) is the source of this 1365-nucleotide messenger RNA. NCBI's taxonomy places the organism in Eukaryota, Metazoa, Arthropoda, Insecta, Diptera, Tephritidae. The record is from RefSeq and is a predicted model, not a curated record.